AACUAUUAUUGCACUCGCAAAUCGGAUGACCGCAGACUAGUCGCAAACUCGCAUUGACCUUUUCAACCUCGCCGUGCAGAUUAUCUUCUUGGUAUAUUUUCGCAUAAACAACAUUUCCGAUUCUUCGCGCGGAGCUAUUAGUCAGUCCGCGAGUAGUAUCCGAUAAGACAAGAUGAUGCUGGAAGGAAGACUGGUUUUUUUGCUAUUCUACUCGACGUUGGCCAGCUGCAUUUUGGCACAGGCGAAUAAUGCAAAUUUGGAUUACGCCAGCUUUCCGGCUAAUGAAAACGGCACCUGUUACAAGCGAGUCCCGUACGACGAAGCGCUAGCCGUCAACAUUUCCAGAGGUAUCGUUAAAACGCGGCCGGGUUCACAGCAGGCUGGAGUAAAGACGAACUCCAAUCGCGGCUGGCUGACGAUAGUCGACUGCUGCGAGGGCUUCAUCCGCAACGAGAGCACAGGUAAGUGCGAGACGCACUGCGACGAGGGUUGCUUCGGGGGCACCUGCACGGGACCGAACGUCUGCACCUGCGAGGAUGGCUGGCGUCCAGAGGCUGGGGUCUGCAAGCCUAUCUGUCGUCGAGGCUGCGCUGAUAACGCGUACUGCUUCUCCCCGGACAUCUGCACCUGCAAGUUCGGCUACGAGGAGGAAGAGGGUAUCUGCAAGCCGGUCUGCAGACACGGCUGUAGGAAUGGACAGUGCGUUGCGCCUAGGGACUGCAGGUGUAAUCCCGGCUACUACCUGAACGAGACGCAGAGGUGCGAGCCAGUGUGCGAAGGAGGAUGCCCUCAUGGUCGGUGCAUCCAGCCUGGUAUCUGCGAGUGCAAUCGCGGAUACAUGAACUCCGAAAACGAUCCAGAGACCUGUACGCCCUCCUGUCCGGAUACCUGCACCAGCACCAACGGACGAUGUCACUCGCCCAACGUCUGCACCUGCGAUCCCGGCUACACCCAGACGCCGAGUGGUACCUGCAUCCCGGAAUGCCUGGGCGACUGUCCCAACGGCCGAUGCGUUGCUCCCGAGCAGUGCGAGUGUAACCAAGGCUUCGUUAUGAAUCGCCAGCUGAGAAGAUGCGUGGAAGCUCAGAAAGGCAGCGAUGGUUAUUACGAAAACUCUGCUGUCAACAGAUCGCGCUGGAACAAUAACCGGACGAUUCCACCCGAGACGACGUACGGAGGUCGGGGUACUUACCGACCAGAAGAGUCCAGUCAGCUGCGUGGUCCGGAGCAAGGCUUGAAGAGGCCGCAAAACUAUAGUGCCCAGCAGCCUGGAAGAGCUUAUGGUACUCAGGGUAUCGUUCAGAAUAGAAAUCGACCGGACAGCGAACAGGAAGAUACGUACGGUACCACUGGGCAGUACGAAGACGCAGUGACACUCAAUCAGACGCAAAAUAACAAUAGAGUUAUUGGCUUGAAGGGAGGUGUCAAUCGACAAAAUAUCCCAGGAACGUAUCCUACUUCUGAAAACAAUAAUCGUUAUACUGGAUAUAGAAAUAAUUCAACUGGUGGAAUACACCGACCUGCCAAUUCUCAAGGACCGUUUGCUCCUCUUGAGCCUUAUGAUCCUGAUGGUCAAAGAGUAAACGAAACGAAUCCACGAGAUCGUAAUCCACAGUACGAAACUUACGGAAACAGUCAAACACCCAGACCACUACGACCGGUCAAUCAACAAGGGCCGUUUCCCAGUCAAGGACCUUACCUAUCACAAGGUUAUUACAAUGAGACGCACGGUUCCGAUGGAAGGUACUAUGGGGACCGUCGAAAUAACCAGACACAAAGACCAUACCAAGGGCCCUACGGUUCGCAAGGGCCCUACCCUGGACAGGGACCCUACUCAACACCAGCACCUGGACAAGGUUUAUAUCCAAAACUGCCGCCCAUUCCAGGUCAAGACCCAUACGCAGAAGGCCCAUACUCUGGGCAAGGACCGCAUCCGACGCAAGAAACUUUCCCCGGGCAGGGGCCGUAUUCAACACCAGCUCCUGGGCAAGGUUUAUACCCGAAACUGCCGCGUAUACCUGGACAAGGACCUGUCUCGACGCACGACCCACGUGACUUCGAAAGUCCGUACGGGCCUCAGUACAACGGGCCAACACCAGAUCCUUUGGGAGCCCACGGGCUAAAUCCAUCACAGCGUCUUCCUGGAAAUAACCAGCCGUACCAGCCACUCGGACCUUACGGUAUCCCAGCACGUGGUCAGCCCGGCAAUCCACACGAAACCCUAGGCUUAAAGGGCGGCCGAAGACCCUGGCCGGACUCGAGCCGAAACCCUGGCGUGGACAUAGCUUACGGCGUCAACGAGAUGCUAAACCUUCCCCAGAAUGGCAACGUCAAUCCCAGACCAGGCCAAACAUCCGUGAUAGUCGGCCUCUACAAUCCGUACAAUCAGGUAGCACCAGGAGACGAUGGCACCGAUAAUAUCUACGUUCUAGAUCCGUCCAUGAAUCACGGCUUCUUCAAUCCGUUCCUGCCUCCCGGAAGUCCACCACAGCUCGAUCCCGGCUUCGCGCCAUUCAAACUUCCAGGUUACAGCCACUACCGGCCCACCUGCGAUUCGCCGUGCGUCAACAGCGUCUGCGUGGGGAACAACGUGUGCCAGUGCAAACCCGGCUACGAACCCGAUUCCAUAAACCCCAACGGCUUCAAAUGCGUACCGUCCUGUCCAGGUGGCUGCGUCAACGGUGUGUGCUCCGGACCCGACCUCUGCAUCUGCAACGCUGGAUUCGUCAAGGAACGAGGCGUCAAAGGCGCCCAGCGAUGCAUUCCCACUUAUUAUCUGCUAUCGACGAUAGGAGACAAAGGAUUUUCUCGGUGUCAUCAUUUUGUCCUCUCCUCAGUCUCGCGCUGGCCAGUGAGCGAGCAGCGAAACAUGGAGUUCUCGGCGAUCGUUUUAUUUGUUCUAGCGGUUAUUGUACGAACGGAGUCAGUUUACCACGUUUCCGAUUUCGCGAUUCACCGCAACUGCACAGAAGUUUUUAGUAUCACAACGCCGAAGUACGUGCCCUACGAGGAGAGCUAUCGGACCAGGAACUGGCUGGGCUUCACCAAAUGGAAAACUCGUACCAACUACAGAAUAGAGAACCACGUAAGCUACCAACGCCGGUCGGUCUGCUGCAGUGGCUACACGAACUACGGCUCGUCGAUGUGCAUCCCGCUGUGCAGCAAGAGCUGCGGCUCCUACGGAGUCUGCUCGCAACCGGAGACCUGCAAGUGCUUCCAGGGCUACAGCAUGGACCACUCGAUAAACGACUGUCGUCCCGUUUGCUCGAACGAAUGCGUCAACGGCAAGUGCACCGCUCCCAACACCUGCGUCUGCAACAACGGCUUCCACAAGCUGUCCGACGGCUACACCUGCAAGGCCACGUGCAACAACUGUACCAGCCUUGAGUUCUGCGUCGAGCCGCACAUCUGCAGGUGUAAGCUAGGCUAUCGCAGGUCAUCGUUGGAUCGACUGGAUUGGAUUAAGGAGGCAUCGCCGUGUGAGCCGAUCUGCGACAAGCCGUGCGUCAACGCCGACUGCGUCGCGCCUAACGUCUGCAAGUGCCACGAGGGUUACGAGGACCUGGACGACGAUGUCUACACCUGCGAGCCUAGGUGUAGCCACGGCUGCGGUUUGGACGGAUACUGCACUGCUCCAGAGACGUGCACUUGCAGAUCGGGUUACGAGCUUAGCCAUCCUGGCUCGAACAUCUGCAUACCGGUUUGCACCGACGAGUGUGUCAACGGAAACUGCGUCGCGCCGGAUCGAUGUAACUGCAAAGACGGCUACGAUAAGACCGGAAGCGACUUUGCCCACAUCUGCCAUCCUGUUUGCAACAGCAGAUGUACCAAUGCAUAUUGCUCGGAGCCCGACAAAUGCAUCUGUUAUCCUGGUUACGCCGCAACAAACGAUUUUCAGACCUGCGAACCCGUAUGCAAGGAAGCCUGCCACAUGGGGACCUGCACAGCUCCGGACACGUGUACCUGCCACGAGGGUUACAGGCUAUCCAAAGACAGCAACUUCAUCUGCGAACCUCAUUGUGACAGCGGUUGCGAUCACGGAUUAUGCUCGAAGCCCGACAAAUGCAUCUGUUAUCCUGGUUACGCCGCAACAAACGAUUUUCAGACCUGCGAACCCGUAUGCAAGGAAGCCUGCCACAUGGGGAUCUGCACAGCUCCGGACACGUGUACCUGCCACGAGGGUUACAGGCUAUCCAAAGACAGCAACUUCAUCUGCGAACCUCAUUGUGACAGCGGUUGCGAUCACGGAUUAUGCUCGAAGCCCGACAAAUGCAUCUGUUAUCCUGGUUACGCCGCAACAAACGAUUUUCAGACCUGCGAACCCGUAUGCAAGGAAGCCUGCCACAUGGGGACCUGCACAGCUCCGGACACGUGCACCUGCCACGAGGGUUACAGGCUAUCCGAAGACAGCAACUUUGUCUGCGAGCCGGUCUGCAGUCAGGACUGCAUCAACGGCAACUGCACGGCUCCGAACGAGUGCACGUGCGACGACGGCUACGAGAUGAAGAAUGGCAGCUCUAACAACUGCAUCGUCAUUUGCGAGUGCCAGAACGGCUUCUGCAACGACGACAGCUCGACCUGCGUGACUUGCUCGGAGGGCUUCGACCUGACCACCGUCGAGAGUAACUCCACGCUGUGUCAGCCGCACUGCGAAGGCAACUGCAGCUCGCACGGCCAGUGCGUCGAGCCUCAGAGCUGUGACUGCGACGAGAACUACGUCGCCGACAACGACACGCUCGGCAACCCCGUGUGCUUGCACGCCUGCGGUGGUGAUUGCCAACAUGGGACCUGCGAAGUCGGUACUGGUCUCUGCAGCUGCUACUACGGCUGGGCUGGAAAGUUCUGCGAGAAGGCAAUCGCCUGCGUCUUGCGUAUCUACAACGACACGAAGAUCAGUUGGAGACCGUCGGAGUGGGACGGUUACGACGACUCGGGGAACUGGACGGUCAAGGAGGAUCCUUGGACCGGACCCACCUGCCACGAGCGAUGCCUGCACGCGAUGGAUAACUCGACCAUGUGCCUGAACCAGACCGACGUCGAGGCUAACGACUGGCUCACCUGCUACAUGAGUAUAGAGUCGUCCUGCAACACCCACAGCGUUGUAAUGGCCAACCUCUACAAAUCCGACGCGAACGUCGUGACGAUCAUGGCGAGCUGCGCAAUCAUGCUGCUGAUGCUGGCGACUGUGGUCUCCGCGACCCUCAUUUUCAAGAAGAAGAAGAAGCAGAGGAGGGACACGAUAGCGAUGACGUCCAGCGAGCAAGAGCAGCCGGAAGCCGAAGAGGACCGUCUGAUAGAGAACGACACUGACGGCAUCAGUCUGUGACGGGCGGAAUGUACAGCAGCACUACUCUGCGUUCAACUGUAACUCAAAUGUAUAGCUUAGGAAUAAAUUUGCACGCCUUUGUAAGAA
This is a messenger RNA of Nasonia vitripennis (jewel wasp), 5413 nucleotides long. RefSeq lists its product as uncharacterized. Lineage: Eukaryota; Metazoa; Arthropoda; Insecta; Hymenoptera; Pteromalidae. The transcript has 16 exons. The record is from RefSeq and is a predicted model, not a curated record. Bases 173 to 5326 code for a protein of 1717 amino acids.